ACAUUUCUCCUUUUUUGCCUCACCAUAAUUUUUUAGCUACCUUCUUCUCUCUUAUCUUUCCCCAAACUCCAACUCUAAGUGCUCGCUGCUACAAAAAUCAAGAAAAGACACUUUCUUGAUACCACAAAAAACUUUGCAAAUGGCUUUUGCAGGAACUACACAGAAAUGUAUGGCAUGUGAAAAGACAGUGUAUUUGGUUGACAAAUUGACUGCAGAUAAUAGAGUGUAUCAUAAAGCUUGUUUUAGAUGCCAUCACUGCAAGGGUACUCUCAAGCUUAGCAACUACAAUUCCUUUGAGGGAGUUCUCUAUUGUAGACCUCACUUUGAUCAACUCUUCAAAAGAACUGGAAGUCUAGACAAAAGCUUUGAAGGAACACCAAAAAUUGUGAAGCCAGAGAAAGAUGAGAAACCACAGGCAGCUAAAGUUUCAAGCAUGUUUGUUGGAACAAGAGAGAAAUGUUUUGGCUGUAAGAAUACAGUCUAUCCAACAGAAAAGGUAUCUGUGAAUGGAACACCGUACCACAAAAGCUGUUUCAAAUGUAGCCAUGGAGGCUGUGUAAUUAGCCCAUCCAACUAUAUCGCGCACGAGGGGCGCCUCUACUGCAAGCACCACCAUGUUCAACUGAUCAAGGAGAAAGGAAACUUAAGCCAGCUUGAGGGAGAUCAUGAGAAGACUUCAGUUAAAACAGCAGAAUCAUAAAACUCCCAACAGUAUAUCAUGUAGUUUUUUCAACAAGAAUAUGAAUAAUGGUUAUUCAGCUGAGGAUAUAAGGACCUUCCUUUAAUGUACUUCCUUUUGCUACUAUUUUUCUCUCUUCUGCUUACACAAAUUUGAUUCUGAAUCAUAUUCUUCUAGUGUAUGUUAAUUUUUUUCACUUUUGA
Capsicum annuum is the source of this 882-nucleotide messenger RNA. Its product is annotated as LIM domain-containing protein WLIM1. Gene Ontology annotation, biological process: actin filament bundle assembly. The transcript has 5 exons. NCBI's taxonomy places the organism in Eukaryota, Viridiplantae, Streptophyta, Magnoliopsida, Solanales, Solanaceae. Gene Ontology annotation, cellular component: plasma membrane; actin cytoskeleton. The record is from RefSeq and is a predicted model, not a curated record. Gene Ontology annotation, molecular function: actin filament binding. The coding region runs from base 140 to 700 and encodes 186 amino acids.